AUGUUGCGAAGCAGAAUGAGUGAUUAUUCAUCACCUUUUGAUUCUGAGGAAGAAAAUACAGCAUCUAGUGUUGCCGAUAGUCUUGAUUUUCCGGACUCUGAGAAGGGAAAUGCCCCAGAAGUUAGUUUUCUUGAUGAUCAUUCAUACCCUGCUUGUACUUCAGAUGAAGCUUCUAAUCUCAAAUCCACCAAGGAUCAUAUGAAGCCCAAAAUGUCGGCCACAGUUGAUCCUAUCCAUUAUUCUCCUGAAACUGAUGUACAGCCUUCACUACCUUCCUCCACUGUUUCUGUUACAACAGCCCCUGAAUUACCAGCACCACCUCUGCUAGAUUCAACCACAUGUCCUCCACCACAACCUCCCCCUCCACUUUGUUUUAGUAAAAUACAUUCUCAACAACCUCUUAUUAGUCCCGGGGAGGAAUUUUGCCCACCUCCUAAUGGUUCAAGUAAAGGACCACCGUCUCCACCUCCACCUCCACCUCCUAUUGUUUCUAGAAAAAUACCUCCUCCGCCACCUCCACCCACUAUUAAUUCUAGUAUAGUACCUCUGCUGCUGCCUCCACCUCCAAUUCCUUCUACUCCUAUUUCUACUAAAGGAACUUCAUUAUCUCCUCCUUUUUCUCCACCCCCUCCUCCAACUCCACCUACUCUUGUUAGUACUAGAACUGUUCCCACACCGCCCCCACCGUCUCUUCCACCUGAUUUUUCAGAAGGAACUUCGCUACCUCCCCCUGCCCCUCCUCCUCCCCCUCCUCCAGUUCCUCUGCAAGCACCAGAACUUCCCAGUGCUCCUCCACGACUUUUAGGUCAUGGAUCAGCUCCACCUCCUCCUCCACCACCUCCAGGUCGUGGUUCUGGUUCAGCACCAGUUCCACCUUCACCACCUCCAAGUCGGGGUUCAGCACUAGCUCCGCCUCCAAGUCGUGGUUCAGCACCAGCUCCACCUCCACUGCCUCCAAGCCAUAGCUCAGCUCCACCUCCACCACCUCCAUGCCGUGGUUCAGUGCCGGCUCCACCUUCACUACCUGGUGGAAAGAGCUCCAAUGUACCACCACCACCUUCAUCUAUUGGAAGGGGAAGAGUUGUGUCAGGAUCAACGAGUCAUGGAAGAGGACGAAGCUUCACUGGUUCUUCAAUUCCACCUAAAAAAAAUCACUUAAGCCUUUACAUUGGGUGGAAGGCACCUGAAAUUGAUAUAUCUGAGCUCGAGAAUCUGUUCUCCGUGGCAUCUACUUCAGACAUUGCUAAUAAGGCUGGAGGCCAAUGCGGUUCAAAAAUUAAAAAACCAGAAAAAGUUGAUUUGCGUAGAGGCUAUAAUUGUGAAAUUAUGCUCACAAAGGUUAAGAUUCCACUGCCAGAUAUGAUUAAUGCCAUACUGACUUUGGAUUCUUCAGCCCUGGACAUUGAUCAAGUUGAGAAUCUUAUAAAAUUUUGUCCCACAAAAGAAGAAAUGGAGACCCUGAAGAAUUACAAUGGGGAUAAGGAGAUGCUGGGAAAGUGUGAACAGUUUUUCCUGGAACUAAUGAAAGUUCCUAGAGUGAGAGUAUUUGCAUUCACAAUAACCUUUUCUAGUCAGGUCAAAGAAUCAUUGAAAUUACGUCAAAUAAUGCAGACAAUUCUCACUUUGGGAAACGCUCUUAAUCAGGGCAUUGCACGAGGAUCAGCCAUAGGAUUCAAGUUGGAUAGUCUUCUUAAAAUUUCUGAUACUCGAGCUAGAAACAACAAAAUGACUUUGAUGCAUUACUUAUGUAAGGGACAACUGACUCAGAAGUAUCUGUUGCUUGUUCAUCUGAAUUUGGCACACAAGAUCCAACUGAAGUCUUUGGCCGAAGAAAUGCAAGCAGUGAGCAAAGGCCUUGAGAAUGUUGAACAGGAACUCACUGCAUCAGAGAAUGAUGGUGAUGUAUCUUUGGGCUUUCCGAAGGUCUUAAAGAGUUUCCUUGGUACUGCUGAGGCUGAAGUGAGGUCGCUUACUGCCCUGUAUUCUGAAGUGGGAAGAAAUGCGGAUUCACUGUCACAGUAUUUUGGCGAAGAUCCAGCACGAUUCCCCUUUGAACAAGUUAGCAGCAUUUUAUCAUUUAUGAAGGAAAAGGCUGAGCGAAUGUAA
This is a messenger RNA of Fraxinus pennsylvanica, 2106 nucleotides long. NCBI's taxonomy places the organism in Eukaryota, Viridiplantae, Streptophyta, Magnoliopsida, Lamiales, Oleaceae. The record is from the annotation of a GenBank genome assembly.